Molecule: messenger RNA, 2708 nt
Organism: Salvelinus namaycush (lake trout)
Lineage: Eukaryota; Metazoa; Chordata; Actinopteri; Salmoniformes; Salmonidae
Product: cell division control protein 42 homolog
Exons: 6
Coding region: 119-694 (191 amino acids)
Biological process (GO): small GTPase-mediated signal transduction; modification of synaptic structure
Cellular component (GO): dendritic spine
Molecular function (GO): GTP binding; GTPase activity
Source: RefSeq, a predicted model, not a curated record
CGUGCCCCUGCACUUUUGACUAGAAAGCCCCUAGCGUGAACCUGCCAACGCCCGCCGCAGAGACACAAAUAAAGAGGAUACGAUCUUGAAUGAGUAAAGAGGAUUCUAAAGCACAGCUAUGCAGACGAUCAAAUGUGUUGUGGUGGGGGAUGGAGCUGUGGGUAAAACCUGUCUGCUCAUCUCCUACACCACAAACAAGUUCCCCUCUGAAUACGUACCCACGGUGUUUGACAACUAUGCUGUAACUGUAAUGAUAGGAGGGGAGCCCUACACCCUGGGGUUGUUUGACACUGCAGGUCAGGAGGACUAUGACAGGUUACGGCCUCUGAGUUACCCCCAGACAGACGUCUUCCUCGUCUGUUUCUCCGUCGUAUCCCCCUCUUCCUUCGAAAACGUAAAAGAAAAGUGGGUUCCAGAGAUAACCCAUCACUGUCCAAAGACCCCGUUCCUGUUGGUGGGGACUCAGAUAGAUCUGCGAGACGACCCGUCCACCAUAGAGAAGCUGGCCAAGAACAAGCAGAAGCCCAUCACUCCUGAGACGGCAGAGAAACUGGCCAGAGACCUCAAGGCUGUCAAAUACGUUGAGUGCUCAGCUCUCACGCAGAAAGGCCUAAAGAAUGUGUUUGAUGAGGCGAUACUGGCUGCGCUGGAGCCUCCCGAGCCCAAGAAGAAACGCAAAUGUGUGCUGCUAUGAGUGACCCCACCCCUCACACACAUGUACACACACCCUCCCACUUCACACACACCCUCCCCUCACCCGCCCAUCCCAUCCCUUGCUCUGCUAAGGCUGAUUGACAGCCAUUUACUCUGAAGCGAAGUAUAGAAACAAACAACGAGUUUCCGAUUAGACUGCAAUAAACCAGCGGGCCGACGGAUGGAGAGACAGAAGUGAACCUAACCCAGCUUGUAACCGUGACUAUCAUGGCCACACUCCCAUUCCAGUUAGAACAGUAAGUACGAGCCUUUAGAUGUGUGACAGACAGCCCAGUCCUGCGUAAUCAGUGCCUCUCAGUAGGCUAAAGUGGCUUCCUCUCUUCAUCUACACCGAUCUAGCAGUAAAGUUAGUGAAAGCAAUAUGAUGGAUGCCCACUGAACAUUGACUUUAAACAUCAGGGAAGGAGACAAGGAGAGGCAGUAACUAUAGACUAUUGAUUCAGCCCUGCACUCAAGGGAAGGCCAAGACCAUGUCCCUUUUUACUAUCCAAGGGGUUUGACCCAUGCCGGCAACACAGGUGACAUAGCCUCUCAUAAAAGUGUCAUCGCUCAUUGGUGAUUUAGGAAAUCAGGCUAAACUUUGACUUUUAAACGGUCUUUGACAGCUUGCCCUGUCAGUGAUGUCGAUUGGCUCUUAGUCAUCCAUCUUCCUUGCAGCCGUUGGCCAGUUAGCCGUUCUGAAAGACCUAUGCUCCACCCCCAAAUGAAAUGGCUGCCUGAGUGACAGCUAGUCACGCUGCUGCAUUAUUAAGCCCCACCCCUCUUGAUGAGCACGUCAAGUGCCCAAUCCUGCUGCUCCACCUCCAAAACCACCUGAAGAAGUGCUGAGAGUAGCCAUUUUUCUUGUUUUCUUUGCCAACGUCUCCCCUCCACAUGACAGAACAGAAGUCUGAUCAUAGAAGUUUCUAUCUCAAAUCUGCCCCUACCCCCGGGGCACCUUUGUAGAUCUUAAUGAACUCAAUAGGGAAACAUUUUAUUACCAUAUUGCUUAUACCUAUCCAAUCCUUUCAGAACUGUACUGUAGGACUGUACUGUAGGGGAAGAGGCUAGGUGUAAAUUAGGGACUGGCAUUACUAAAGAUCUAAACUAAAGGCAUCCCGUAGCAAUGGGUCUUGAUGCAGGAAUUGGCUUUUUGAAGCAGGGAACAUAAACAGUGUUAGCAGAACAAGUGGUGUGUGCUUAAUGUGUUGCUAAGGUCCAACAUUGUCAAAACGUUAUGGUAACCAUAGAAUUAGAAUUGGUAGAGCUGACAUUCCCUGUUCAAAGCAAUGUUCUAUAGUAGGUACACCUGCGGCCAUAUUUUAUGACCUAUUUGGAUUGUUAAUUAAUUGAUGCUUAUUGCAUCAGAAUUCUGUGCCACAUCAGAAUUCUGUGCCUUUCUCAGUGUUUCAUACUGUCAUGCUGCAAUGACAAUGCUGUGGUGCUGCCAGGCUACUGUAUGUGUACCUCAAAAAAAUCUGUGGUCUGAGGGAUUUGUCUGUUCUAUUACUUUUAAUUCUAUGGUGUUAACGUUGUCGAAAUGUUGUUAAACCUGGUGGUGAUGCAUGUAGAUGAGCCCCUGGUCUCUGAGAUGAUUGGUUAACAGAUUUAAUAAUGUAAGCUGGCACAUGUCGAUAUAGGCUCCAGAUAUUUUUACCAAAAUCUUUUUUUCUUUUCAGUUGUGCGGUUUUUGAUUUUAUAAAAAGGUUACUUCCUCUCCUUUUACAUUUUAGGGGCUGGAACUCAGCUGAACUCUGACCCACCAGCUAGAAACACUCAUUGGAGUUAAUUUAAACCUUCCAAUGACAGAAGAAUGUCUGUCAAACCUGGAUUGUGAUUGGUUGAUUUGACUGGUGGCUCAGAGUUGGGUUGACAUCCAGCCCAAGUCAUUUAUUAUAUUGUUAUUAUUAUAACCUGUUGUUUUGGUGCAAAACCAAAUGCUUUGUCUGACGUCUGUUCUUUGUAUAUGCAUUCUUUAAAAAAAAUAUAUUAAACUUAUACCUUAAUUGCCUUUA